AUGCAAACCACUUCUAUACCUCCUCCCAGUUCUCGUGCCGUUCUUCGAUCUUACUACUGUCUCUGCGGAGAUUUCGUCUUAGUCAUACAGGGUAAAUUAGACCGACUUCCUCAACGACAAACCGAUCAUGCUUAUAUCAUCCGUUCGCAAUCUGGUAGUGAUCAACCGGCGAGAAAGUUCAAACUAAACGCUGAGCCUGGACAGAAGUAUUUGUUGCGGAGAAAAGAUGGUGAGAAUUACGAAAUGCGACAACCGUUUCUAUGUGGUAGAUGCAAGUCGACGGUGGCUUAUCAGGUUACCCCUCCUCCUCCUGGAAGUGCACCAUUCUUAUACGUUUUGAAAGGUGCCAUGACGGAACUACAAGGCCGCGUACCUCCUGACGCUUUCGAAGGAGAAUCGGAUUUAGAUCAAGAAUCAACAACAUAA
Molecule: messenger RNA, 426 nt
Organism: Tremella mesenterica DSM 1558
Lineage: Eukaryota; Fungi; Basidiomycota; Tremellomycetes; Tremellales; Tremellaceae
Exons: 5
Coding region: 1-426 (141 amino acids)
Source: RefSeq, a predicted model, not a curated record